AUGCCGUUCACCUACCUCAUCACCGGUGCAUCUCGCUCGCUCGGCCUCGGCUACGCCAAGGAGCUCCUCGCGUCCAGCCCCGACGUGCGCGUCGUCGCCGCCGCGCGCAACCCGUCCUCGGCCGAGGGCCUGCAGGCGCUCGCCAACGAUGCCGCCAACAAGGGCCGCGUCUACCUCCUCCAGCUCGACGUCGAGAACAAGGAGCAGGUUGCAAACGCGGCAAAGGAGCUCGAGGACAGCGGCUUCCUCGGCGAGAGCGGCCUCGACGCCCUCGUCAACAACGCCGGCGUCGCGGCCGACGCCAAGUUCAAGCCUUCCGAGCUCGAGCCGGAGCACGUCCUGUCGAACAUCGGCGUCAACGUGUUUGGCGUCCUCAACGUCACCAAGCAGUUUGUCCCGCUCCUCAAGAAGGGCCAGGGCAAGCAGAUCUUUGUCCUUUCGAGCGUGUGCGGCUCGAUCGAGGAGUUUGGCAAGAACACGAUGGUGACCGGCUACUGCAUCAGCAAGGCGGCGGUCAACAUGUACACCGCAAAGCUCGCGAGCGAGCUGGGUCCGGAGGGCUUCACGGUCAUCAUGUUCCACCCCGGAUACGUCUCGACCGACAUCAACAACAAGAGCGGAGAGAUCGAGGUGGAGGAGGCGACUGCGCUCGCGCUCAAGAACGUGUUCCAGGCGGCUAAGCCCGAGCUCAACGGGUCGUUCCUGCGGUACACGGGCGAGAAGAUGCCGUGGUAG
Molecule: messenger RNA, 735 nt
Organism: Rhodotorula graminis WP1
Lineage: Eukaryota; Fungi; Basidiomycota; Microbotryomycetes; Sporidiobolales; Sporidiobolaceae
Exons: 8
Coding region: 1-735 (244 amino acids)
Molecular function (GO): oxidoreductase activity
Source: RefSeq, a predicted model, not a curated record